AUGUUGGCCAAGACAGCUAGCUUGCUAGUAGCGGCAAGUGUUGUUGCUAUCCCUUCCCUGGCAACAACGACCCCUACUAUUCAGACUAUUUCGAAAGAUGUGGUCAUUGUUGGUGGUGGUGCUGCUGGUGCCUAUGCCGCUGUCCGGGUCCGUGAGGAUUACGGGAAGAGCAUUGCGUUGAUUGAGAGAGAGUCACAUUUGGGUGGCGCCGUUGAUACCUGGACUGACCCAAAGACCGGGGUACCCUACGAGUUGGGUGUUGAGGCUUUCCUGGAUUACGGCAAUGCUACAAAGUUUUUUUCGCGGUUUAAUGUAUCUGUGCAUGUGUCCGAACAGGAAUCAGUAAACACCCAGUAUGCGGACUUCAGCACAGGUCAUUGGGUGAACUACACAGUGCCCACAGCGGCCGAACGACUUGCUGCAUUUCAAAAGUAUGCAAAACUUGCCGAGCAAUACGAGGACAUGAUGUUGCCCGGGCUAUGGGACUUCCCUACUGCUGACAAAAUACCCGAAGAUCUGCUUCUCAACUUUGGCGAUUUUGCGAGGAAAUACGGCAUCGAAGCUGCAGUUCCUACAAUCUGGGAUGUAGCGGCUGUAGGCUUAGGAAAUCUGGAGACUCAGCCAACCUUCUACGUUAUGCAGUCAUUUCCAGCGCCUCUGGCGCGAGUUUACACUGGCAAGGGCCGGACUCUCUACGUGGCGUCCCACAGGAACCAGGACAUAUACGACAGAGUGUCGGACCUGCUAGGGGAUGAUGUCUUCUAUUCAAACGUUGUUGUCCGUGCAUUGAGAACAUCCAAUGGCGUAAGCGUUAUUGCCAAAGGCACGGACGGACGUCAAACGGAGAUUCACGCAAAGAGAUUGCUCAUCGCUAUCCCACCGACUGUAUCUAACCUCGCGCCAUUCAACCUCGACAAAAAGGAACUCAAUAUCUUAUCCAAGACGACAUACACCCGUGCUUACGCUGGUGGGGUCGUUUCUUCGAACCUGCCGUCGAACACUACCAUCAUUAACUCCGCCCUUUCUGGAAACUGGCUCAACUUUCCGGACCUGUCGUUCCUACAAUGGUACAAAGCCCUAAAUUCGCCUGCGCAUUAUCAUAAGGUCAUGAUGUUUGGAAAUGAGACUGUGGAUAGCGACGGGUCAAGGGGGCUGGUUGAACAGUCUUACCAGCAGCUUGUCAACGCAGGCACUCUGUUAAAAGAAGGUGGCGAGGGACUUGAAUGGCUCCACUUUGCAGAUCAUGGAGCUGUCAACGUUCGGGCCUGCCUCAAGGACUUGAAAGCUGGGUUCAUUCAGGAACUCUAUUCUCUCCAAGGGCAUCUGUCCACUUGGUACACGGGUGCAGCUUGGUCCGCGCAGUUACAUACUCCCACAUGGGCUUUCUCGGACUCUGUCAUCCCAAGGCUGGUAGAGGGCCUGUGA
Messenger RNA from Penicillium egyptiacum, 1425 nucleotides. The record is from the annotation of a GenBank genome assembly. NCBI's taxonomy places the organism in Eukaryota, Fungi, Ascomycota, Eurotiomycetes, Eurotiales, Aspergillaceae.